Molecule: messenger RNA, 1131 nt
Organism: Danio rerio (zebrafish)
Lineage: Eukaryota; Metazoa; Chordata; Actinopteri; Cypriniformes; Danionidae
Gene: eci1
Product: enoyl-CoA delta isomerase 1
Cellular component (GO): mitochondrial matrix
Molecular function (GO): catalytic activity; delta(3)-delta(2)-enoyl-CoA isomerase activity
Source: RefSeq, marked validated
CUUUUAAGAUCUGGCAACACGCGCACACAGACGCAGAACGAAAGUUUGCAUUUAGCAACAGCGAUAUAUCUGCAGCUUUCGAAAUGUCGGUUUUAAGGGGCUGCACCAAGUUCACCCAUCCUGGAUUUCUAUCACUGCUCUCUGGAAACAGCAGUCAUGGUAGAAGUUGUGCUCUUCGGUAUCUUGUGUCAAAAAACGAUUAUUCAACAUCUUCCAAGAUUAAAGUGGACCUGGACAGUAGUAACGGCGUUGCUGUACUGCAGUUCCAAAGUCCUCCAGUCAACAGUCUCAGUCUCGACUUUUUGACUGAGUUUGCUAUUAAUUUGGAAAAACUUGAGCUGGACAGAAGCUGCAGGGGUGUGAUCAUAACAUCUGCUCAGCCAAAGGUGUUUUCUGCAGGCCUUGAUAUUUUGGAAAUGUAUCAAAAGAGUCCAGAGCACUGCGCUGAAUUCUGGAAGGCCGUCCAGGAGGCAUGGCUGAAGCUUUAUGGGUCCUCUAAGGUCACCAUCGCUGCUAUCAAUGGUAACAGUCCUGCUGGUGGCUGUUUGUUGGCCAUGUGUUGUGACUACAGGAUCAUGGCUGAUAACCCUCGCUAUAGCAUUGGUCUCAAUGAAACACAACUUGGCAUAGUUGCACCCUUUUGGUUUAAGGACACCAUGUUAAACGUUGUGGGCCAUAGAGAAACUGAGAAGGGUCUUCAGCUGGGUUUACUGUACAAUACUCCAAACGCCCUGAAGAUUGGUCUGGUGGAUGAGCUUGUUCCUGAGGAUAAAGUUCUCAGCACGGCAGCUGAGACCAUGACUAAAUGGUUGGCCAUUCCAGAUCACGCUCGUCAGAUAAGCAAGUCUAUGAUGAGAAAACCCACAGUAGACAAACUUCUUGCAAAUAGAGAAGCCGACACCACAAACUUUGUCAGUUUCAUCACCAAAGACUCCAUCCAGAAAUCUCUUGGCAUGUACAUGGCGAUGCUGAAGAAGAAGAAGUCCUAAGGACCUGAACAUGUGCCUGUUGUUGAUGUUGCCUUAUAUGUAGUAUAGGAGCGUCAAUGGAUAACACAUUAUCCUUUUUGUUUGUUGCUGGAGGAUUACUUUAUUUGUUUGUACUGUAAAUAAAAACUUUUAAAACAAAAAA